AUGCCCCCCCACGCCCGCCUCCCCGGGGGCGUCGGCCUGCCCCCGACCGGCACCACCAUCUACUUGGCCAGGCCCGUCUUCCUCUGUGUCCUCUGCCUCCUGGCUGUGCUGCUGCCGCCGGCCUCCUCCUGCCCUCCUCCCUGCCUCUGCUCCUCAGACAGCCCGGUGGUGGACUGCGGGGGCCGGGGUCUCUCCUCCCUGCCUCCCCUGCACCUCCUGCCUCCAGGGAGUCGCUCCCUCCUGCUAGCCAACAACAAGCUCGCCUCACUGGGAGCGUCUGCCUUCGCCAACCUCUCCUCUCUGGAGGAGCUGGACCUCUCUAAUAACUACCUGGAUAAUUUACCAGCGGGAUUAUUCAGAGACAUGUCCAACCUGACGAGACUGACUCUGCACAACAACUCACUAACAGUAAUGGACAGAGACCUCUUCCAGGGUUUGGGUGGUCUUCAGAGUCUGGACCUGUCAUUGAACGGUCUGUCCUCGGUUCCUCUGGGCGUGCUGGACGAGCUGCAGAGCCUCAGGUGGCUGUCUCUAGCGGGUAACAGGCUUCAUGGUUUGGAGAGGGCAGCGUUUGAGCCACUAGCCAACCUGCAACACCUGGAACUGGGACACAACCCGUGGGAAUGUGACUGCAACCUCCGCGACUUCAAACACUGGAUGGAGUGGCUGCUGUACAGAGGGGGGAAGGUGGAUGCGGUGGAGUGCACGCUACCCAAGGAUCUGCGUGGGCGAGACAUCCGCGGCGUUCCGGUGGAAAUGUUCAACUACUGCCUCCAACUUGAAGAUGAGAACGGAGGAGGAGGAGGAGAGGGUUCUCGUUCUGGACAAGGGGGCGGCCCUCCCUGCAGCAGGAGUGCUCUGAAUCCUAGCGGGGAGACGCCGAUUUCUGACAACAGCGGUGGCACUGCUGAUGACUCCUCUUCGAACGGCGGAGGCGGCGGAGGCGGCGAGGCCCCGUCAGAAUGCGUCCGGGCCCGCUACCGACCUGUGAGCGUGCGGCGCGCCAUUGGCACGGUGGUGAUCGCCGGCGUGGUGUGCGGCAUCGUUUGCAUCAUGAUGGUCGCCGCCGCCGCUUACGGCUGCAUCUACGCCUCCCUGAUGGCCAAGUACCAGAGAGAGCUCAAGAAGAGGCAGCCGCUGAUGGGGGACGGAGAGGCUGACGGGGAGGACAGGGAGGAGAAGCAGAUCUCCUCUGUGGCCUAAAAAGAGCGACGGGUCAGGGGAGGGUUGGCGUGUCAAAGGGUGAAGGUUGGAAGGGGUGAAAAUUAAAAGGGCUCAAAGAGGAGAGAGAUGGAGGAGCUGGUUUUAUACACACAGAUAGUUAUAUUAUCUCUCCCUCUCACUCUCAAACUGACACCUCUCUCCCAGUUUUUGUCUUCCUUUCUUCGUCCUUACUCUAUUUUUAACCCUCCCUGUCCCUCUCUCUAACGUACUCUCUCACACACAUACCUUAUCUGCUCCCUGAUUUUCUCUUCCAUUUGGACCCAUUCUAGCUGCAGUAUUUGUUACCAAUCAUCCCUCCAACUCGCCUACCAGCCACCUACUGCUGCUGAAUUUACCAUUAUAUUGGCUGGGAGGAAGAAAAAAAAAAAAAAAGAUUUGGUACUCUCUCUCUCUCUGGUAUGAAACAUAUCAUUUGUGCUCUUACAGAACACUCAUGGUGUUUAGUCAGUCAGUAUUUGUAAGCCUAGACUGAAAUUUCAGGGAUUCAUAGCAUGUAUGACGUUGAUUGGACCAAUAUUCACGAUAAUAAUAAGACGUUGUGGUCGUAGGUAGUGCCCAGUUCUUGUUUUAGUUCCAUCUUUCUCCUUUUCAACCUCUCCAAAGCCAGUAGUUCCUCUAAGAAACAGGACCCCAGCCCAGAUUCCUUCACCCUCUUCUGGCCUAAUCCUCCUCUGAUUUUUCCUUGAAGCCCCCUCAGGAAAUUGGGGGGAAAUGGAAGAAACUUGAUGGAAACUCAAACAGAGAUGCGAUUUAUACACUCAAAGCCUCUCUGCUGUGUUGUAACAGAGAGAACACUGAUGCAUCAAGUGUUGAUGGAAAAAUCAAGGACACUGAGUCUCCUGUAUCCUCAUGAAUGGAAAGUGUUUCGAUUGACAACAUGAUCUAGCCACUGAUCACCAGACGUUGUGGGCCCUAACCCCCUACUUGGACCAGAUCUCACUUUUCCUCUGGAUCUCCUGCGGACUAAAUAGAUCCUCAAAGCGUCCCACGCUGGAGCUGCGCAUUAGAUUCUACAAUGGAUCUUAUCAAUCAGCCCAAGCCAUUUUAUUGAACUUGCUGUGUUUGUCUUCUUCAGAAAAAGCCUCUUGCUAACUCGAUGCUUGUUAAAUGGUUAUGAUCAAUGUCUGGACGGAUCAGAAAACCUCUUAUCAUGGCGAGAAAAAGCGGUCAAAUUAAUUUUCUGUUGGACUUCUGGAUCAGAUUUUACUGAGAUUCAAAGGACGCUGAUUUAAAGCAAAUAUUCUUUGUUCAGAACUCAUUUUCGGACUGAUUUCACCCCCUCAGUGGUGAAUGUUUGCUACAACGGCACGAAGAAAAAAAAAAAAAAACUAUCUCAGAGAACCAUGUCUCCUGGCAAGGACUUCAAAAUCUCAUCUAAGGACUAUAAACUUCAGACUCCUGCACUUUAUUUCCCUAAUCAGAUCCCCUCUUGCCUCUCUCUCUCUCUCCCUCCUCCCCUCCUUCUCUUCCUUUCUAAGAUGGACGGAUUGCCCAGAGG
Messenger RNA from Stegastes partitus (bicolor damselfish), 2722 nucleotides. Its product is annotated as leucine-rich repeat and transmembrane domain-containing protein 2-like. The record is from RefSeq and is a predicted model, not a curated record. Lineage: Eukaryota; Metazoa; Chordata; Actinopteri; Pomacentridae. Bases 1 to 1203 code for a protein of 400 amino acids. Gene Ontology annotation, molecular function: protein binding. The transcript is spliced from 6 exons.